CGGCGGCCAGCUGAUGCCACGAUGUCAGCCGAGGCUUGAUUACUUAUUGAAGAUCGGCUCCAAAAUUUUCGAACGGAGUUGAACUGGUUGAAGUUUCUGCCUUCGAGCCUACGUGGAAACGCAUUAUCCUUGAAAAAUGGUGGAAGUCGAGUCGAUGACGAGAUACGUCUCGCCGGUGAAUCCAGCUGUCUUUCCCCUGCUGGCCGUUGUGCUCUUGAUAAUUGGAGUUUUUUUCACGGCUUGGUUCUUCGUCUACGAGGUCACCAGCACCAAAUUCACGCGAGAUAUAUUCAAAGAAGCACUGAUCUCUCUGGUCGCGGCACUGUUCUCUAGCUUCGGAGUGCUGUUCCUGCUGCUCUGGGUUGGAAUUUAUGUAUAGACAACGUCGGAUAUAAGGGUGUUCAAAUUUCUACCGAGAAAAUAUUCGUAACUGUUAAACAAAUAUAUGUAUACAAUAUGAAAUAUGUA
Molecule: messenger RNA, 468 nt
Organism: Wasmannia auropunctata (little fire ant)
Lineage: Eukaryota; Metazoa; Arthropoda; Insecta; Hymenoptera; Formicidae
Gene: kud
Product: transmembrane protein 258
Exons: 2
Coding region: 137-379 (80 amino acids)
Biological process (GO): protein N-linked glycosylation
Cellular component (GO): membrane-bounded organelle
Source: RefSeq, a predicted model, not a curated record